Molecule: messenger RNA, 1800 nt
Organism: Penicillium expansum
Lineage: Eukaryota; Fungi; Ascomycota; Eurotiomycetes; Eurotiales; Aspergillaceae
Product: MDR family MFS transporter
Exons: 4
Coding region: 1-1800 (599 amino acids)
Biological process (GO): transmembrane transport
Molecular function (GO): transmembrane transporter activity
Source: RefSeq, a predicted model, not a curated record
AUGAGCGAGCGUCAGCAACCAGAUGCCUCGAGCAGUAGCACUGAUCUCGAGCAACCCAACGUGGAAAAGCCCAUCGAUAUCCCCGAAGACGAAACUGAAGCAGCCGAUCGACCUAACGAUGCAGAGAACGUGACGGAAAAGACAACGGAGGGUGCGCCCCUAGAUCACGCACCCUCACAGGCGGCAAAAAUGGGCAAGAAUAAGAUCAUUGUCGUGAUGACGGCGCUAUGUUUGGCUCUAUUUUUGGCGGCUUUGGAUAUGACUAUCAUUUCCACCGCCCUCCCCACUAUCGCCGCCCAGUUUGGUGCCUCCGAGAGCGGUUUCUCAUGGAUCGCAUCGUCAUAUCUCUUGGCAAAUGCCGCCUGUAUCCCCCUGUGGGGUAAGAUCAGUGAUAUCUGGGGAAGAAAGUCUAUCAUUGUCUUGGCAAAUGUUGUCUUCCUGGUCGGCAGUCUGAUCUGUGCUUUGGCGCAUAACAUGGCCACCAUCAUCGCAGGUCGAGCGGUCCAGGGUGUUGGUGGUGGUGGUAUCAUUAUCCUGGCAAACAUCAGUGUUUCGGAUCUUUUCAGCUUGAGAGAUCGCCCGAUGUACUACGGUCUUUUCGGCGCAACCUGGGCCGUCGCAGGCGCUCUUGGUCCUGUUAUUGGUGGAGCUUUCACUACAAAUGUGACUUGGCGCUGGUGUUUCUAUCUCAACCUUCCUGUUGGAGGUGUCUCACUUGCUAUCCUUGUUCUCUUCCUUCACAUUGAAUCGCCCAAGACUCCAUUCUGGGCUGGUCUGCGCUGUAUUGAUUGGACAGGAACAUUCUUAAUCAUCGGUGGAACCCUGAUGUUCCUCUUCGGGUUGGAGUUCGGAGGCGUCAACUACCCCUGGGCCUCACCUACCGUCAUCUGCCUGAUUGUCUUCGGUGUGUUCACUUGGGCUCUGGCAAUGUUCCUGGAAUGGAAGGUUGCUAAGUUCCCGAUCAUUCCCCCGCGGCUGUUCAACGAGUGGUACAACAUUCUCAUCCUGCUCGUUUGUUUCUGCCACGGAUUCACCUUCAUCGCCGCUACCUACUAUCUGCCACUUUACUUCCAGACAGUCCUCCAGGCAAGUCCCAUCAUGAGUGGUGUGUAUGUCUUGCCUCUGGUGAUGUCUCUUGCCGUCGGCUCAGCGGCCACGGGUGUCGUUAUGAAGAAGACCGGCCGCUUCCGCGAGCUGAUUAUCGGUGGUAUGUCCUUGAUGGCCCUUGGAUUUGGUCUUUUCAUCGACCUCAAGGCCUACGCUUCAUGGCCCCGGAUCAUCAUCUACCAGUUAAUCGCCGGUGUCGGUAUUGGCCCCAACUUCCAGGCACCUUUGGUCGCUUUCCAGGCCAACAUCCGUCCCGCGGACAUGGCCACGGCAACAGCUACUUUCGGUUUCGUCCGUCAACUUUCCACUUCGAUGUCCGUCGUUCUGGGCACCGUCAUUUACCAAAACAUAAUGGGUCAACAAUCAGCCAAGCUCAUCGCCUCCCUAGGCGCUGAAACUGCUGCUACUAUUAUGGCUUCCUUCGGUGGCUCCUCCAAAUCCCUCGUCAACAGCCUUGCUCCCUCCCAGCGCGAGGUCGUCCUGGGCGCAUAUACACAUGCCCUGAACCGCAUGUGGAUCUUCUAUACCUGCAUGGCUUGUCUUGGCUUUGUUCUCGCUUUGUUCAUCCGCCGUCGUGAGCUGACUCGCCAUCACACCAUCCAGAAGACCGGCCUUGCUGAGCAAGAGCGUGCCCGCCAGGAGCUUAUCGACUCUCAGCGCAAGGAUAACUCGAAGCCUGAAAUCGAGGCCUAA